UAUAUAAUAUUAACGUUACAGACAUUCCAUACGUCAGCUAUUCGAACGAUUCGUGCAAAAACAAGUAUUAAACGGCAAAACUUCGUAUGCUUUUGUGGUCCGUUACAGAGUUAGCUAGUUUGUUAGCAAGAUAAAAUUGACACAUACUAAACGUAAAUCUCAGGUAACGUUAGUUUUGUUAAUUCCCCCAAGAAGCCGCCGAUUAUUUGCACACGGAUCACAAGAAAAAUCAAAAGGAAGAAUAUGGCCCCAAGAAAGAAAGGCGAUAAGAAAAGGAAUACAGAGGAGGUUAUGGAAACAAAGGAGCCACAACAUUCUGGUGCAGAACCAUCAGAUGGCAGCAGCAGAGAAGAAAAAAUGGCACAGAAAAGGAAGAUAAAGCCAAAGAAAAAAUACAUAGGUGCUCACGUCUCAAUAUCAGGAGGAAUAUGGAAAGCAGUCGAAUCAAGUGUGGCCAUAGGAGGUCAUGCUUUUGCCCUUUUCUUGGGCUCCCAGCGCUCCUGGACUAGACCAGCCCUUGAUACAGCAGCUGCAGUUAAAUUUCAAGAAGCCUGUGCUCAACAUGGCUUUGAUCCGAUACACAUCCUUCCACAUGGAUCUUAUCUGAUGAACUGCGGUUCCCCCAAAGAAGACGUGUUCAGUAAGAGCCAGACCAUGCUUGUGGAUGAACUGAGUCGCUGCAGUGCACUGGGCCUCAGCCAGUUUAACUUUCACCCUGGAGCUUCUAUAGACUCCACCCCAGAGAAAUCCAUGGAGAAAAUUGCCCAAGCUAUUAACCACGCACACCAGCAAACCCCUGCUGUCAUUACAGUACUUGAAAACAUGAGUGGUCAGGGCAGCACUAUAGGUGGGCAGUUCAGUGAACUGAGAAGUAUAAUAGACCGGGUACGUGACAAGACACGUGUUGGGGUGUGUCUGGACACUUGCCAUGCUUUUGCAGCAGGCUACGACAUAUCACCACCUGGAGGAGUGAAGAAUAUACUUGAUGAAUUCGAACAUGUGGUCGGUUUGCAUUAUUUGAGAGCCAUUCACUUAAAUGACUCCAAAGGAAAAUUAGGCUGCCAUCUGGACCGCCAUGAAGACAUUGGACGUGGCCAAAUAGGCAUUACUGCUUUCCGAGAAAUUGUUAAUGAGCCUCGACUGGAUAAUAUCCCUCUGAUUCUAGAAACACCUGGUCGACCAGGUUUUGAGUAUGCUGAACAGAUAGAGCUCCUUUACUCCCUUUGUGAAAAAAAGAAGAAGAAUUAAACAUCUGCUUGGUGCCGGCUUCCAUAUUGGAGUUAUUAUUGGUGAAGCAUAAUAAAUGUUACACAUUUCAUAAGUCUCAGUCUACAUUUUGACCAUAAGAGGGAGCCAGGCGCCUGAAUAUGGAAACAAAUGUCAGAAGCAGCAACUGUAAAUCUGUUCAUUACAGCAUGUGUUUUCAAUGUUGUACAUAUUUUGCUUGUGCUCCCUCAUACCUUUCUUGUAAGAUAGAGGGAACUACUUUAACUUGUUGACCAUCUUCACACAUCAGCCCAGACCAGUUGCUGAGUCCCCACCUCAGUACAGAGGGUACAGCUCUGCCUCUGCACAUUCACAGCCCAUCAUUAGCUGGACCACACAAGAAUGCCACAUGCAGUCUUGCAAAAACACAUUUUUAGUAAAGCUGCCAUCUGUAAGCAUUAAAAUGCCAUUUAUGUGAUGACAUUGGCAACGGUAAGAUUUUGGGAAGUUUAACAUGCCAACGCCUAUAGAAGUUGUUUUAGACUUUUAAA
Molecule: messenger RNA, 1757 nt
Organism: Carassius carassius (crucian carp)
Lineage: Eukaryota; Metazoa; Chordata; Actinopteri; Cypriniformes; Cyprinidae
Product: probable endonuclease 4
Exons: 8
Coding region: 244-1248 (334 amino acids)
Biological process (GO): base-excision repair
Cellular component (GO): nucleus; mitochondrion
Molecular function (GO): DNA binding; DNA-(apurinic or apyrimidinic site) endonuclease activity; phosphoric diester hydrolase activity
Source: RefSeq, a predicted model, not a curated record